AUGAGCUCCAUCUGUCUAAGCAAGGAUAUUUUGAGGGAUGUGUUGGGGACAUCUCCUCUCAUGGGGACUUGGGAUCCAGGCGCCCGACACUCAACUAAAAAGUCGAGCGGAAGCUUUAAGGCUCUUACUCUUUGGCGGGAAAGAGAGCGGUAUGGCUCCACACCCUUAACUGUUUGGUGGUACUCCCCAAAGCAUUGCAUUGGCGCUCCUGAAAAGGAAAUAACGCGCAUGGGCUUCUCCUCAACUGAGGAAGCGAGCUAUAUGUGCUCCAUCUGUCUAAGCAGGGAAAUUUCGAGGGAUGUGUUGGGGACAUCGCCUCAUGGGGGCAUGUUAUCCAAGCGCCCGAAACUCAACUAA
This is a messenger RNA of Linum trigynum, 357 nucleotides long. The record is from the annotation of a GenBank genome assembly. Lineage: Eukaryota; Viridiplantae; Streptophyta; Magnoliopsida; Malpighiales; Linaceae.